This is a messenger RNA of Vigna umbellata (rice bean), 2646 nucleotides long. RefSeq names its product G-type lectin S-receptor-like serine/threonine-protein kinase At4g27290. Gene Ontology annotation, molecular function: protein serine/threonine kinase activity; ATP binding. Gene Ontology annotation, cellular component: plasma membrane. Gene Ontology annotation, biological process: protein phosphorylation; recognition of pollen. Lineage: Eukaryota; Viridiplantae; Streptophyta; Magnoliopsida; Fabales; Fabaceae. The record is from RefSeq and is a predicted model, not a curated record.
CUGUUACCGUCCAUUGACCGCCAUGGAUGUGCAAACUUUCCAUUGACCACGACAUCUCCAGUCAACUCACCUUUUCACACAUAUUUCAUCGUUUGUGCUUGUUGCAUGCACUACCAAUUAACACAAAAAAUGGCAUCUCAUCCAUUCAUUCUUUCUAUCACCAUUUUCAAGCUAGUAAUAAUCUUCUUCUCUCAAUCUUCCACAGCAUCAGACACCAUCACUCAAUCUCAGCCACUUCAUGAUGAUGGCAGUACCUUAGUUUCCAAUGAUGGAACCUUUGAGUUAGGGUUCUUCAGUCCCGGUAGUUCCACAAACCGCUACAUAGGAAUAUGGUACAGAAUCAUCCCAGUCAAAACCAUUGUCUGGGUUGCCAACCGUGACAGCCCAAUCGAAGGCAACAACAACAUGUUAACCAUCACCAAUGAAGGCAACAUGGUGCUUCUUGACAACAACAAUGAAACUGUCUGGUCAACAAACAUCACAUCACUCACAACUCAACCUCUGUUGAAUCCCAUGGUGCAGCUCUUAGACACUGCAAACUUGGUAGUUAAAGAAGGGAAUAGCAGCAACAACAGCGACAAUGAGAAAGAAGAAAGCUUUUUGUGGCAAAGCUUUGACUACCCUUGUGAUACUCUCUUGCCAGGAAUGAAGCUUGGAUGGGACCUUAAAAGGGGUAUUGAUAGGAAGUUAAGGGCAUGGAAAAGCUGGGAUGAUCCAUCUUCAGGGAACUUAACUUGGGGUAUGCUCCUUAGUAGUUACCCUGAAUUGGUUCUGAAGAAAGGUUCGGUUGAGUAUCAAAGAAGUGGACCUUGGAAUGGAGCAGGGUUCAGUGGCCAACCUGUGCUGAGAAUCACUCCAAUUGUUGACACAAAAUUUGUGAAUGAUUCAAAUGAGCUUUACUACUCAUACUCUCUCAGGAACAAGUCUGUGAUCUCAAUAACUUACUUGAACCAAACCCUUCUUCAUCGCCAUCGCAUCACAUGGAUUCCUGAAAACAAAACUUGGAGGGUUUAUGAGUCUGUUCCUAGAGAUGAUUGUGAUCCUUAUAACACAUGUGGUCCAAAUGGAAAUUGCAAGGUUAACGAGACACCGAUUUGCCAGUGUCUGGAAUGGUUUGAACCAAAGUCUCCCCAGAAUUGGAACUCGUUUGACUGGACACAAGGAUGUGUACGCAGUGAACCUUGGAGUUGUGGGGUGAAAGAUCAAGAUGGUUUUCGAAGAUUUGCUUCGAUGAAAGUUCCUGAUACGAGAAGUUCUUCGACUUAUGGAAACAUGUCACUUGAAGAUUGUAGGAUCGAAUGCUUGAAAAAUUGUUCUUGCAUGGCUUAUUCAAACUUGGACAUAAGGGAAGGUGGCAGUGGUUGUGCCAUUUGGUUUGGUGAUCUCAUUGAUUUGAAAUUGGUUCAAGCAAGCCGACAAGACAUAUACAUUCGAAUGGCUGUUUCAGGUACAGAUGAAGAUACAAGAAAAAGGGUUUUAGUAAUCACGAUUCCAAUUGUGUCGGUCACUAUUUUGCUACUUGUUGUCUUCUUAUGUAUUUACAUGAGAAAAAGAAAGCAUAAAGGAAAUGAACACGGCACAAAGAAUAUUGUAUCAACCGAAGAUGAUGAAGAAAACCAAGAUGUUGAGCUUCCUUUGUUUGAUCUCGCUUUAAUAUCCGUUGCCACCAAUGGUUUCUCAAAAGAUAACAAGCUUGGAGAAGGUGGUUUUGGACCAGUAUAUAAGGGUACACUCCCUAAUGGAAGAGAUAUUGCCAUCAAAAGACUCUCAACGAGUUCAUCUCACACUAGUUGUCAAGGGAUCAAAGAAUUCAAGAAUGAAGUUAUACUGUGUGCAAAACUUCAACAUCGAAAUCUUGUUAAGGUUCUUGGUUGUUGUAUUCAAGAAGAAGAGAAGAUGUUAAUAUAUGAAUACAUGCCCAACAAAAGCUUAGAUUCAUUUCUUUUCGAUUCAACUCAAAGUAAACUUUUAGAUUGGUCAAAACGCUUCAACAUCAUAUGUGCAAUUGGUCGUGGACUUCUUUAUCUACAUCAAGAUUCUAGACUAAGGAUCAUACAUAGAGAUCUAAAAGCAAGUAAUAUUUUGCUAGACAAUGAUAUGAAUCCAAAAAUUUCAGAUUUUGGCUUAGCAAGACUUUGUGGCGAUGAUCAAAUUGAAGGGAAUACAAAGAGAGUGGUCGGAACAUAUGGUUAUAUGGCACCAGAAUAUGCCAUUGAUGGUUUAUUCUCCAUAAAAUCGGAUGUAUUCACCUUUGGCAUACUAUUGUUGGAGAUUGUGAGUGGAAAGAAAAAUACAGGAGUUACAUAUACAAGUGAUACUUGUAAUCUCAUUGGACAUGCUUGGAAAUUGUGGAAAGAGAAUGAUCCAACAAAAUUGGUUGAUAUGUAUUUAGAAGACUCAUACGUUGUAUCGGAAGCCUUACGUUGCAUUCAAGUUGGUCUUUUAUGUCUACAACACCAUCCGAAUGACAGACCAAACAUGGCAUCAGUGGUUGUUAUGUUGACCAAUGAAACUAUUUUAGCUCAGCCAAAGGAGCCUGGUUUCUUGAUGGAAAGAGUGGUCGCUAAUGAAGUAGAAUCUUCUACUGAAAAACAAAUAUCUUUUUCAGUUAACGAGGUGUCUAUUUCACUAGUGCAUGCUAGAUAA